Cryptotermes secundus is the source of this 2554-nucleotide messenger RNA. RefSeq names its product general transcription and DNA repair factor IIH helicase subunit XPB (gene hay). The transcript has 13 exons. Gene Ontology annotation, molecular function: hydrolase activity; ATP binding; 3'-5' DNA helicase activity. Gene Ontology annotation, biological process: transcription initiation at RNA polymerase II promoter; nucleotide-excision repair. The annotation marks the transcript as partial. NCBI's taxonomy places the organism in Eukaryota, Metazoa, Arthropoda, Insecta, Blattodea, Kalotermitidae. Gene Ontology annotation, cellular component: nucleotide-excision repair factor 3 complex; transcription factor TFIIH holo complex; transcription preinitiation complex. The record is from RefSeq and is a predicted model, not a curated record.
CUUUCACAGUACAAGCUGACUGCUUACUCCCUGUAUGCUGCAGUCAGUGUUGGCCUCCAGACUCACGACAUCAUCGAAUACCUGAAGAGAUUGAGUAAGACAAGCAUUCCAGACGGCAUCGUGGAGUUCAUCAAGCUCUGUACCCUGUCAUAUGGAAAGGUGAAACUUGUUUUGAAACAUAAUCAGUACUUUGUGGAGUCACCCCACCCUGAAGUCCUCCAGAAGAUGUUAAAGGACCCUGUAAUACAGCAGUGUAGGUUGAGGAGGAAUGUUGAUGAUGCGGAUGGCUCUGGAGAAAACCCAGAUGGCUUCAUUACUCAAGUUCAGGAUAAGAAAGCUGUCCCUCAGUUUAGUUCCAAACAAGGAAGCACCAGCUCCGCUGCACCAGCAGAUUUUGGGAAUGGUACAUCAGGUGACCAGACUGACAAUAAGCCGGCAGAGGACACUGUACCAGAAGAUAUCACUCACUUCUAUGACAAGAUGGACAAGGAGGAUGAAGAUGAUGACGAGGAAGCUGUCCUCAAGACUGUCUCUUUUGAAGUGAAUCAGGAGAAGAUUGAGGUUCUCCAAAAGCGAUGCAUUGAGCUGGAGCACCCCCUGUUGGCAGAGUAUGACUUCAGGAAUGACACAGUGAACCCUGAUAUCAAUAUUGAUCUGAAACCAUCUGCUGUGCUGCGACCAUAUCAGGAGAAGAGCUUGCGGAAGAUGUUUGGAAAUGGACGCGCAAGAUCUGGAGUUAUUGUUCUUCCUUGUGGUGCUGGAAAGAGCUUGGUUGGUGUUACUGCCUGCUGUACAGUGCGCAAACGAGCCCUAGUCCUCUGCAACUCUGGUGUUUCAGUUGAGCAGUGGAAGCAGCAGUUCAAAAUGUGGUCCACAGCGGAUGAUAGCAUGAUCUGUCGGUUUACUUCUGAAGCCAAAGACAAGCCCAUGGGAUGUGGAAUUCUGGUCACAACAUAUUCAAUGAUCACCCACACUCAAAAGCGAUCUUGGGAAGCAGAGCAAACAAUGAAUUGGUUGAAGGACCAAGAAUGGGGCAUCAUGGUGCUUGAUGAGGUGCAUACAAUUCCUGCUAAAAUGUUUCGGCGUGUAUUAACAAUUGUACAAUCACACUGUAAGCUUGGGCUCACUGCUACUCUGCUUCGUGAGGAUGAUAAAAUUGCUGAUCUCAACUUCCUUAUUGGACCAAAAUUAUAUGAAGCCAACUGGUUGGAGCUGCAAAAGCGUGGGUUCAUCGCAAGGGUUCAGUGUGCAGAAGUAUGGUGCCCCAUGGCCCCAGAGUUCUACAGGGAAUAUCUCAUGUGCAAGACGAGUAAGAAACUGCUUCUGUAUGUCAUGAACCCCAGCAAGUUCCGAAGCACACAGUAUUUGGUACGAUAUCAUGAGAGACGUGGUGACAAAACCAUUGUUUUUUCUGACAAUGUGUUUGCUCUGAAACAUUAUGCCAUUAAGAUGAACAAGCCGUACAUCUAUGGUCCAACUUCACAGAAUGAAAGAAUUCAGAUACUGCAGAACUUCAAGUUCAACCCAAAAGUAAACACCAUAUUUGUCAGUAAGGUUGCUGACACAUCAUUUGACUUGCCAGAAGCCAAUGUCCUCAUCCAGAUCUCUUCCCAUGGUGGCUCACGAAGACAAGAAGCUCAGCGACUGGGUCGAAUUCUCCGUGCAAAGAAAGGGGCUAUUGCUGAGGAAUACAAUGCUUUCUUCUACACUCUGGUAUCUCAGGACACAAUGGAGAUGAGUUACUCUCGCAAGAGACAGAGAUUUCUUGUCAACCAGGGUUAUAGCUACAAGGUGAUCACCAAGCUGGCUGGCAUGGAUGAGGAACCUGAUUUGUUAUACAAGACGAGGGAGGAACAAGGUCAGCUGCUACAGCAGGUACUUGCUGCCAGCGACAUUGAUGCAGACGAGGAGAGAGUUCCAGGAGAAGGACCUCGUAUAGGUCCCACUGUCCAUCGCCGAGUCGGCAACAUGAGUUCUUUGUCAGGAGCUGAUGAUGCUGUUUAUUUAGAAUACAAGAGAACAUCUUCCAACAUCAAGCACCCUCUAUUCAAAAAGUUCAGGGCAUGACUGGAAUAUUUAGUUGUGGAUGUAGUUGAGUGUUACAGCAGUUUAGAUAUUGAAAACAAUAUCAUGAUAAACAGGAUUCCAAAGCAUAUUCAUGUCAUUAAAAAUUUGCCUUUUGUUAUAUUUACAAAUCAGUGUUUGUUCAGAGAAGCCUUCAUUCACAGGUGAGUGUAGUGUUGAAUGGUAGGAUAAUAGAGGUACUGGAAAGGAUUUGGAAGGCAGUGGUUGUGACCUAAUUGAGGUACUGUGCUGGCAUUUCCUGAAGGGACUGAGAAAAACUAUGAGAAACCACGGUCAGGAUAGGUGAUAUGGCCUGGAUUCAAACUGCACACUUUCCAAAUAUGAACCAGGGAGGAGGUGUGUGAAUAAGAUGUGAUAGAUUAUAAGUGUAGGAUUACCUUGAACUUGUGUCAGGUACUUUAAUGUGAUGUAUAUUAAAUAAUUAAAUGGUAUUUAUAUAUUUUGACAAUAAAUGGAUGUACCAAACACU